Pygocentrus nattereri (red-bellied piranha) is the source of this 1792-nucleotide messenger RNA. It is a transcript of the gene scarb2b, whose product is annotated as scavenger receptor class B, member 2b. Lineage: Eukaryota; Metazoa; Chordata; Actinopteri; Characiformes; Serrasalmidae. The coding region runs from base 230 to 1744 and encodes 504 amino acids. Gene Ontology annotation, biological process: receptor-mediated endocytosis; protein targeting to lysosome. Gene Ontology annotation, molecular function: scavenger receptor activity. Gene Ontology annotation, cellular component: lysosome; membrane; cytoplasm. The transcript is spliced from 12 exons. The record is from RefSeq and is a predicted model, not a curated record.
CAGCCCUCCCACGUGAGGCUCUAUAACGCCAUGACUCCGAGCUGCACGCUCAUUCAUUUCACCCCGUCAGCUCAGAGCGAGCGACCGCAGGCUCCAAACGCUCGCGCCUAAACUCCCCCAAGCCCGCGUGGCUCUCGCGUCGUGCCAGACUCCCGCGUGCCUCUCCUCGUGAAGCGGGGGGCAAAAAAAACCAACGCAGCUCAAGUUGAGUUCGCCCUGAUUCCGGACCAUGUCUCGCAGCUCGUGCGCCGUGUACGCCAGCGCCAUCAUCAGCGUCCACCUCAUCAUCAUCGGGAUCGCGCUGCUGGUGGCAGGGGUCUUCCAGACCCUCAUUAACGACCGCCUUAAGGGGGAGAUCACCCUGACAGAAGGCAGUAAGGUGUUUGGUACAUGGAAGAACCCUCCUCCUCCAGUCUUCAUGGAGUUUUUCUUCUUCAACGUCACCAACCCUGAUGAAUUCUUGGCUGGGGCCAAACCGCGGGUCACACACAUGGGUCCCUACACCUACAGAGAGUACAGGCCCAAAGCUAAUGUCACCUUUGUGGAGAAUGGGACCAAAGUUUCCGCCCUGACCCCCAAGACCUUUGUAUUCGUACCGGAGAUGUCAGCAGGAGACCCCCGUGUGGAUAGCGUCACUACUGUUAACAUCCCAGCUGUGGCGGUGAUGAAUAAGUUAAAGGACUCAAGCUUUUUUGUGAAAACGCCAAUAGCCAUGUUCAUGAACAGCAUAGGCACUACCAUGUUUAUGACGCACACAGUGGACGAGCUUCUGUGGGGCUUUAAGGACCCGCUGCUGAGCCGGCUGAGCAAAAUAAAGCCCGAGGUGGACGAGUACUUUGGCCUCAUGCUCAAUAAAAACGGCAGUCACGAUGGAGAGUUUGUGUACCUCACUGGAGAACAGAGCUACUUGGAGUACGGCCGCAUCGACACCUGGAAAGGCCAAAAGCUGAUGACAUUUUGGGGCACCAAUCAGAGCAACAUGAUUAACGGCACGGACGGCAGUGCCUUCCACCCGUUCCUGACCAAAGAGGAGCGUCUGGACGUCUUCACUGCAGACCUGUGCAGGUCGAUCUACAUGCUGUUUGAGAAGGAGGUGGAGGUGAAAGGUAUCCCGGCGUACCGGUACACCCCUCCACGCGAUGUACUGGCCAGCGGAGAGAACAAUCCGGAGAACAAAGGCUUCUGCCUUGACAAGAAGUGCCUGGAUGAUGGAGUGCUGAAUGUGGCAGUGUGCCGCAAAGGUGCUCCUGUCGUAGUCUCCUUCCCUCAUUUCCACCUGGGUGACCAGAAGUACGUGGACGCCAUAGAGGGACUGAAGCCAAUUCAUGACCAGCACCAGACCUUCUUGGACCUGAAUCCCACUACCGGUGUGCCAGUCCGUGCCUGCAAAAGAGCCCAGAUAAACAUUCUGCUUGAAAGAGUGCAUGGAUUUCCAAUGACCAAAAUGCUGAAUGGCACCAUCUUCCCCAUCAUCUUCCUCAACGAGUCCGUCACAAUCGACGAUGCCUCAGCGGCGAGGCUGCACAAGCUACUGUCCAUCGCCACCAUCGUCGCCAACUUCCCCUUCAUCCUCAUCGCCCUGGGAGUCGUCCUCUUCCUCAUCAGCAUCCUUCUCAUCAUCCGCUCGCGUCAGAGGAAGACCACGGCGAAGAAGGACACAUCGUACUCCCCCGUCAGCGCCAAAGCAGACGACCCGGCUGAGAAGAACGGGAGUUUCAUUGGCCUGACGCCAGUCAAAUCCUGAGCAGGGCCUGCAUCGGUGUUUGUGAAUGUGUGGUUAUGGGUGUGUGGG